AUCAAUUGCGUUUGUUUACAGAUUAUUUAACUAAACAAAACUGAAUGAAGGUAGAUUAUUCAAUUACUCCAUGUAGUAUAAUAUAUAAUGGCUCCUGGAAUUAGUUUUGAGGAUGGAGACUCAAUCAAGAAUUAUGAAAUCAUGGAGAGUAUUGGACAAGGAGCAUUUGCUAUUGCUUAUAGAGGUUAUCAACGAACUACCGGUCAAGAAGUUGCAAUUAAAAUGAUUGAUAAAAGAAAGAUCAAAAAUGGCAGUAUGAUGAAAAGAGUUCGGAAUGAAGUUGAAAUCCAUAGCCAGUUAAAACACCCAUCAGUAUUACAGAUGUUCAGUUAUUUUGAAGAUAGAAAUUAUGUCUACCUUGUCUUGGAGCUAUGCCAUAAUGGUGAAUUGCAACAAUAUUUAAAAAAGAAGCAUUGUGGUAUGAGUGAAGAGGAAGCAUCCAAAAUUUUGUUGCAAGUUGUUAUUGGUCUAUUAUAUCUACAUUCUCAUGGUAUCUUGCAUAGAGAUUUAUCACUAGGUAAUCUGUUGUUGACAAAGGAAAUGGAUGUGAAAAUUGCUGAUUUUGGUCUGGCAGCAAAGUUAAACAUGCCAUCGGAAAAACACUACACAAUGUGUGGAACUCCUAAUUACAUUUCACCUGAAAUUGCUACCAGAAGUCCACAUGGUCUUGAAUCAGAUGUUUGGAGUUUAGGUUGCAUGUUGUAUACGCUACUUGUUGGCGAGCCUCCAUUUGAUACUGACCAUGUGACAAGCACGUUAAACAAAGUUGUGUUAGCAGAAUACAAACUACCAGAGAAUCUCUCUGCUGAAGCCAAAGAUUUAAUAAUUAACUUGUUAAAAAAAAAUCCUGAUGACAGAAUUACAUUAUCAGGAAUGCUGGAUCAUCCAUUUAUGACACGAACACGAUACAAAAAGCAGAAUUCAUUGGACAGUGGUCAUGGCACAUUUUCAACAACAACCACGAAUGCUAGCAAUAGAUAUGAAUACAAUAACAUUCUAUCGACGAACUCAUCAACACAUAUGCGUCAACUUUCCUCCGCUAAACUUCUUAGGAGCAAUAGCUUUUCUAACGGCCAAGAAGAUGGAUAUUCGGUUAAUUGUAUUUCUACUCGUGGUUUCUCUUCAAAUUCGAACUCAUCUUGCACGGAUCAUGCAACUGAUACCAGACAUUCCGUACCAGCUACGUGUUGUAAUACAAGCCGAUCGUUUACUGCAUGUUCUGGACAGUGUUCGCACUCUCAAUGUUCCUUUUAUGACAAUCGAAACCAUUCCCACGACAAACUUACGUGCAAUCAUUUAAUUAGUAAUAUUAGUCGACCAAUUGAAACACAAAGAAGUUACCAUGAUAAUUUUGAUUGUCAAAGAAGCAACAAUAUAAAUCACGGAGGUUCGACAAGCAGUAUGAUAUUAAGAGAACGAAAUAUGGAUGCUCUUCCUAUUCAAGACAGACAAAAGAAGAAACAAUACUCUGGAAAAGAAAACGAAAUCCCAAGUCUGGUAAAAGCGAAGCACACUGACCAGAAAAAUAGCCAACAAUCCUCUGAUAACAUUACGAAUCCAUUAUCAUCUCGGAGACUGCGCCCUAUAAGACAAAAAACACGCAAUGCUGUCGUCAGCAUUUUGGAUGAUGAAACUGUAAACUUAGAAUUCCUUCAGCAACGUUCUGGUGUGAAUUACGUUAUUGAAGUUGUCAAGAUUUCGUCCGAUGGUACAAAAAUCACUGUAUUCGACCCUAAUGGUAAAGUCGGUGUACCUUUACAAGACACGCCCGUUCCUCUACCUGCUAAUGCUACUGUUUACACUCACGAUUCUUUGCCGAGAAAACUGUGGAAGAAGUAUCAGUACGCGGAAAAAUUUGUACGACUUGUCAAAAUGAAAACACCAAAGAUAACGUUUUACUCGAGUAGAGCAAAAUGCUCACUCAUGGAAAACAAGCCGUCUAAUUUUGAAGUCAACUUUUACUCUGGUUCAAGAGUGAGCAUAGCUGAGACUGAAUGUAAAAUAGUUUCAAAGGAUGGUCACACAUACAAGGUUAAUGAACAGGAAAGCGAAACCGAAUUGAAUAAUGAUGAAAAAGAUCUUCUUGUUCACAGUAGAACGUGUUUAAAACAUUGCCAACUUCUCGAGCACGCCGUUGAACAAUUGGAGAAAAGUUUGGAAGGACCUGGGACGUAUUUUCCGUUGAUCGUUGGAAGGAGACCCACUUCAAAAAAGGACGAGGGAGGGGAUAAAAAAAUCCCUGAUUUGAAAAGUAUGAACACGAUGGCGUCACAAGUUACAUCUCCCCACGCUACUGGACCGACGUCGGUAUCUGUGAUGUCCUAUGACGGAACACUUUUUUCCGAUUACAAACAAACAUCGCCUUUAAGAAACAGUAAAAUAACGUCAGCACUACCUAACCGACCAAAGGGACCAAUUGUGCGAGCAAGUUCGACGUCAUCUUUAGAUCGAAUAUCAGAGAAUAAAAAUGAAUCCAGUGAAUCUGUAAAGAGUGCAUUCAUUGAUGGGGCUGGUUGGGCUUCACAGCUAAAAGGUGGGGAAAUACACAUGCAGUUUAACGAUGGUGCACAGAUGAAAUUUCAUCCAACAUUACUUGUUGUGCAGUAUACAGAAAAAGGUGGACAAACAUCGAGGUAUUCAAAAACAGAUUCGCUGCCUAUUGAAGUGAAAACGAGACUAUGCCAACUUCCUGCGAUAAUUCAGAAACUUGCUCAAAUCUAGUUGUUCGUGUGUCGUUUAUAAAACGAAGAUUUGAAGUGCAGCUAUUUUAAUGAGAUUCAUGUUUUUUAAUGCUUUUCAAAUUUUAUUAAAUUGUGUAUAGCUAUUAUUCUAUGUUAAUAUUAACCAAUUCUCAAUA
This is a messenger RNA of Hydractinia symbiolongicarpus, 2857 nucleotides long. RefSeq names its product serine/threonine-protein kinase PLK4-like. The transcript has 18 exons. Bases 88 to 2721 code for a protein of 877 amino acids. Gene Ontology annotation, molecular function: ATP binding; protein kinase activity; protein binding. The record is from RefSeq and is a predicted model, not a curated record. Gene Ontology annotation, biological process: protein phosphorylation. NCBI's taxonomy places the organism in Eukaryota, Metazoa, Cnidaria, Hydrozoa, Anthoathecata, Hydractiniidae.